GACUUCCCUCUGCACAUUGCUUAAAACAGUAAAACCCCAUUCUCUCUCUCUCUCUCUCUACCCCCUGCGCAGGAGAAUCAAUCUGACCAUUCUCAUGGCGGACAACAAGCACGGCGAGGAGCAGCUCUGCACCCUCGAGAAGCGCGGCAACCUCUUCAUCCUCACCCUCACCGGCGCCGGCGAGCACCGCCUCAACCCCAACCUUCUCUCCUCCCUCCGGUCCGCCCUCUCCCGCCUCAAAUCCGACCCCUCCGCCUCCUCCUCCGCCCUCAUCACCACCGCCCACGGCAAGUUCUUCUCCAACGGCUACGACCUCGACUGGGCCCAGUCCUCCGAGCCCCGCCUCCAGCUCAUGUCCUCCGCCCUCCGCUCCCUCGUCCGCGACCUCAUCUGCCUCCCCAUGCCGACCAUCGCCGCCGUCACCGGCCACGCCUCCGCCGCCGGCAUGAUGCUGGCCCUCAGCCACGACUACGUGGUCAUGCGGCGCGACCGGGGCUUCCUCUACAUGAGCGAGAUGGACAUCGGGCUGGUGAUCCCCAACUGGUUCAUGGCCUUGAUGAGGUCCAAGAUCGGCGACCCGAGGGCCCAGCGCGAGGCGCUGAUGCGGGCGGCGAAACUGACUGCCGAGGACGGGGUGAGAAUGGGGAUUGUUGAGUCGGCCCAUGACGGCGCGGAGGCGACGGUGGCGGCGGCGGCCGAGCUGGGGGAGGCGUUGGUGUCGAGGAAGUGGGAUGGACGCGUGUACGCUGGGAAUCGGAGGGUGGUGCUGCGGGAGGUGCUGGAGGCCAUCGGAUCCGAUGAGACGGUCAAGAAAGUGGCGGAGGAUAAGGCCCGGUCGAAAUUGUAGUUGGGCUUUCUCUUGAGGCCAGUUUGGAGUGAUCUUGUGAAAUCGUUCGGCCCGUUGUGUCUUUAGAUGUACAAGAUGUUGUCCUGUGGGACCCUUGGUAUUGUACGUAUUAGAGUAUAAUAAGGUGGCCGACAAAAAGAUGAGAUCGUCCUGUGGGGCACUUGCAAAAUGAGAACUUUACAAUUAUCAAUUACUGCAAUUAUAUGGUAAUAUCGGUAUUUUUUGUGUUGUACUUAUA
Molecule: messenger RNA, 1085 nt
Organism: Eucalyptus grandis
Lineage: Eukaryota; Viridiplantae; Streptophyta; Magnoliopsida; Myrtales; Myrtaceae
Product: enoyl-CoA delta isomerase 1, peroxisomal
Exons: 1
Coding region: 95-847 (250 amino acids)
Biological process (GO): fatty acid beta-oxidation
Cellular component (GO): peroxisome
Molecular function (GO): enoyl-CoA hydratase activity; delta(3)-delta(2)-enoyl-CoA isomerase activity
Source: RefSeq, a predicted model, not a curated record